ACGACAAAUGACAUAACUGAGGCCAUCUCUCUCUCUCUUCACUUACAGGCUACAGCUCACUAAUAGAAAGCACCGGCUCUUUUACUUGAACAGCUUUUUCUGGACCAGUGAUUCCAUUGCAAUGUGUUAUUUACUUAUUUUUCGCUCGUAGUACGUGUUGCUACUUUCUUUUUCGUUCGGAAUCUUCUUCAUCACUAGUUUUGUUUUCUCAGAAACCAAACAUGGUCCACCUUUGUUUUCUGUUGGACGUCUUUUUUCAUAGGGUUUUGUUCGGAGCAACUUGAUAUCUGGUUGGUGGUGAAGGUUUUAGUUUUGAACUUCUAAUCCCAGCAGAAUGUUUGGUUUCUCUCGUAGACGCAUGAAGCUUGGAAGAGUGAAGAAAGUACAACUCUCGGAUCCGACACUUGUAACUCGAAGUCCUGCUAGACCCCAGAAACGAGUUAACAAUCCCAAUAGUGAAGGUGUUAACCCUCCAAUUACUCAUUCUGAUGAGCUUGAUUGUCAAUGCUCAUCCGCUCCACCUGAGAUUAAUAACUCAACAUCAGGGAACUCUGAGAACUGGAUGGUACUGUCUAUAUCUGGGGACAAACCAACCCCUCGUUUCAAUCAUGCUGCAACUGUGAUUGGUAACAAGAUGAUUGUGGUUGGUGGUGAGUCUGGAAGUGAAUCAUUAGAUGAUGUACAGGUGCUUAAUUUUGAUCAAUUUACCUGGACUGCAAUUUCAUCGAAGCUUUACUUGUCGCCAAGCAGCUUGCCAUUAAAGAUUCCAGCAUGCAAGGGCCACAGUCUGGUUUCAUGGGGGAAGAAGGCUCUUCUAAUUGGAGGAAAAAUGGAUCCCGCGAGUGAUAGAAUUUCAGUGUGGGCAUUUGACAUGGAAACAGAGUGUUGGUCACCUUUGGAAGCAAAGGGAGAUGUGCCGGUUGCUCGCAGUGGUCAUACAGUAGUCAGGGCUAGCUCUGUUUUAAUUUUAUUUGGGGGUGAAGAUGCUAAAAGGAGAAAACUAAAUGAUCUACAUAUGUUUGAUCUGAAGUCUUUAACAUGGCUCCCUUUACAUUGCACAGGAACUGGACCAUCUCCAAGAUCCAACCAUGUGGCUGCUCUUUGUGAUGAUAAAAUGCUACUUAUAUUUGGAGGAGCAUCAAAGUCAAGGACUUUGAAUGACUUAUAUUCACUUGACUUUGAAACGAUGGUUUGGUCAAGAAUAAAGAAACGAGGUUUCCAUCCAUCUCCUAGGGCUGGUUGCUGUGGAGUUCUAUGUGGAACUAAAUGGUACAUAGCAGGAGGGGGUAGCAGAAAAAAAAGACACUCAGAAACUUUGGUUUUCGAUAUUGUGAAAUUGGAGUGGUCUGUGGCUUUUGCAUCACCUGCUUCUUCUAUAACGACAAACAAGGGAUUUAGCUUAGUGCUUGUGCAACACAAGGAGAAGGAUUUUCUUGUUGCAUUUGGAGGAUCUAAAAAGGAGUCAACGAAUCAGGUUGAAGUUAUGGGCAUGGAUAAGAAUGAAUCAUCCAUGAGUCGACAAUCUGCUGCUAGUAAACAUGCUGGCCCUAUGUUGUUUGGAAAACGGUCAUCUUCCAGGGAUCUGGCUGCACAACUUACUGCUGGUUCUUCCCAGCGUUCAGUUGAAUCCCUUGCAAGACAAAAUGUGGCAUCUGCAGUUGAGCAUCAUGGUUCUGGUAGAAAAUCUUUGUCAGAGACGCUCGUUGAUCCCAAUUCUGUUUCUGGCAAUGUCUCACUGCGCAAGCAAUUUCAUGAGGAAGAACAUAGCACGGCUGUUAAGAUGGCAAAGAAUUCAGAAGAUGGAACUUUUUCAUCUUUGGCACACCGAAUAAAUCAAUCUGAUAUGUCAAUUCAGACUAACUUAUCUAUAGGUAAAAUUAUUGCGGAGGAGAAUCCUUGUGUAUUUGAAUCUGAAAAUUUGAACUCCCAAAACCAAGGAAUUGGAAACCAUCUAGUUGAUAAUGAGGAUGUUUUAGUACCACAAACUGAUGGUAUGACAGGAGGGGCCCAUUCAAGCAUAUAUCAAUUAUAUGAAACAAAAAUAGCUGCUCUAAUAAGAAAGAAUGGAGUUCUAGAAGGACAACUAGCUGCAGCAUCGUCAAGUCGAGAAGCUGCAGAGAAAAAUCUAUCCUCUGUUCUGAAGAGUAAACAAGAAGUGGAGAAAAAGCUGGCAGACACGCUAAGGGAAAUGGAGUUGCUAAAAGAGCAGCUAGCUGGUGUAGAGGUAGCCCAAGAAGAGGCCAACAACUUGUCAAAUAUUGUCCAUUCUGAUAAUGUAAGGCUUGAGCAUGAUGUGGCUUUCCUUAAGGCGGUUUUGGAUGAUACGCAGAAGGAGCUACAUUCUACUAGGGGAGUCCUUGCAGGGGAAAGGGCUAGAGCAUUCCAACUACAGGUUGAAGUUUUUCAUCUCAAACAAAGAUUGCAAUCUAUGGAAAAUCGAGUUCCCACCCCUAGAAAACCAUUCAAUGUCUAGCAAGGGAAAAAAUAUAUGGCAGGCAACAAAAUGCUGUACGAUAAUCAAUAUUAUAGGAACUGUCUGAAUCACUGCCAUCCAGCUGAUGAAACCUGUACCAAGCUGCUGACCAUUUGGAUGACCUUUAUUUUGAUGCAAGUCAUGCUGCUGUACGUGUAAUGGAGAACUGUUUUCGUGCAAUAUUAACCUGUAUAUAUGUUACAUUUUCAUGAUUACUGUUGAUGAAUACUUCUUAUUCUUUAAAAUCUGGAAAAAAAAAAAAUCAUCCCGACUGGUCCACAUAUUUCACGAUGUGUGAAAUUUAAGUUAUUUAUA
This is a messenger RNA of Hevea brasiliensis (rubber tree), 2788 nucleotides long. RefSeq names its product acyl-CoA-binding domain-containing protein 6. Gene Ontology annotation, molecular function: protein binding. The transcript has 17 exons. The coding region runs from base 335 to 2473 and encodes 712 amino acids. The record is from RefSeq and is a predicted model, not a curated record. NCBI's taxonomy places the organism in Eukaryota, Viridiplantae, Streptophyta, Magnoliopsida, Malpighiales, Euphorbiaceae.